AUGAGUAUAACUAGAGCCAAAGAUUUGGGGCUUCCAUUGAUGAAUCUCGUUAGACUUAGAGGAACACCAAUCUUGGAGCAACUCCAUUUGGAAGAACGGCUUCUCAGAACAUCUUCUGAUAAUUGGUGCAUCGUUAACGAUGGAACCAAUGUCCCUACCAUUGUCAUGGGAAUGUCAGGGAAGCCUUCUCAACUUGUUGAGCUUGGACCUGUUGUAGAGGAUCGAGUAGCGGUGAUUAAAAGAUUCACGGGAGGAGGAACGGUGAUUGUGGACAAGAACACACUGUUUGUGAGUUUGAUUUGCAACAAGGACGAUGUUCCAAGUGUACAGCCUUAUCCUCGUUCUGUCAUGGCGUGGAGUGGUUCGUUGUAUGGUGAAGUGUUCAAGGGUAUCAAUGGUUUCCAGCUACGUGAGAACGAUUAUGUUUUUGGUGAUCGUAAGUUUGGUGGAAAUGCUCAAUCAAUAAUUAGGAAUCGAUGGAUACACCAUACGUCAUUUCUAUGGGACUACGAUGUGAGCAACAUGGCGUACCUUAAGCUGCCUUCGAGAGUGCCACAGUACCGUUUGGAAAGAGAUCACACAGAUUUCGUGUGUAGAAUGAAGGAUUACAUUGAAAGAUCGGAUUUUCUCGAGAAGACAGUAAAGGCUGUGGGAAACCAAUUCACACUGAAGCAAGUGAACCUUGAGGAUAUCGAUUCAUAUGCAAAAGGAGAACACUUAAAGACCACGAGGCUCCUUACAAUGGAGGAACUCGAAGAAGCAAUGGCUGGCACAACUCAGAACGCGUGA
Messenger RNA from Thlaspi arvense, 789 nucleotides. The record is from the annotation of a GenBank genome assembly. Lineage: Eukaryota; Viridiplantae; Streptophyta; Magnoliopsida; Brassicales; Brassicaceae.